Molecule: messenger RNA, 3162 nt
Organism: Dictyostelium discoideum AX4
Lineage: Eukaryota; Evosea; Eumycetozoa; Dictyosteliales; Dictyosteliaceae
Product: CAATT-binding protein
Exons: 5
Coding region: 1-3162 (1053 amino acids)
Source: RefSeq, a predicted model, not a curated record
AUGGUUGUUCCUGCUCAAUCAAAAACAAAAACAACACCAACAACUGUUGCAAAAGCAGCACCAGCUAAAAUAGCAACAGCACCAACAACUGUUGCUAAAGCACCAACAACUAAACCAAAAACAACAACACCACCACCAACAAAAACAACAGUUGCAAAAGCAGCACCAGCUAAAGUAUCAACAGCACCAACAACAACCAAACCAAAAACAUCUGAAAAACCAACAGAAAAGAAACAAGAUAAUAAAAAACAAGAUAAUAAGAAACCAGAAAUUAAGAAAAAUGAAAAUAAUAAUAAAAAACCAGAAUAUAAAAAACCAGAAAAUAAAAAUAAUGGUAAAUUUUUAAAUGAUAACAAAAAAUCAUUUAAUAAAGAAACAAAAGCAGAAUCAAGUAGAGAUACAUUUUCAAAGAAAUUCUUUGGAAAUAAAGAUAAAAAAGAAACUACUACCACUGAACCAAAAACAUCAUCAUCAUCUUUCCAAAAAAGAGAACAACCAUUUGAAAAGAAAGAAACUACUCAACCAUAUCAAAAAAAAUUUGAAAUUAAAAAAGAUAAAUCAACUACCACCGAAUCAUCUAAAGAUUCCGAUGAUAUUAAAAUUGAAAAUUCAUUUUCAAAGAAUCCAACUUUUUCAAAAGCUCAAGGUUUAUAUAAUAAAAAAGUUGAAGAAUAUCUUAUUGAUUUUAAAAAAAAUGGUUCUCGUGAUGAUCAAUGGAAAGAGAAAAUUCAACAUACUGGUACAAUUAGAGAUAGAAUUUCUGCUAUUACUCUUUUAAUUCAAAAGGCACCAAUGUAUAGAUUAGCAUCUCUUGAUAUCCUUAUAAAUCUUGCUGCUAAAAAGUCUGAAAGAGAAAGAGAAUUUGCUAUUAAUUCAUUAAAAGAUUUAUUUGUAAAUUCAUUAUUACCAAAUACAAAAUUAAAACGUUUUAUUGAAAGAGAAAAUAUUCAAGAUAGUAAACCAGUUGAAUUAGUUCAAUGGUAUUUUGAAGAUUUAUUAAAAUCUAGAUAUCAAGCAUAUAUUAGAUUAUUGGAAAUUUUAUCAAAAGAUACAGUUGCAAGAAUUCGUGCAAUUGCAACAUCAACAGUUCAAUAUUUAUUAUUGAAAAAACCAGAACAAGAAGAAGUUUUAUUAACAUUAUUAGUUAAUAAAUUGGGUGAUGAAGAUGGUAGCAAUGCAGGUAAAGCUGUUAAAUUACUCGAGAAAUUAUUAGAAGCUCAUCCAGCUAUGAAAUUAGUUGUAAUUAGAGAGAUUGAAUUAUUCUUAUACAGACCAAAUAAUUCAAAUAAAGCACAAUACAAUGCUUUAUACUAUUUAAAUAAACUUCAAGUAGCUUGUGAUAAAGAUGGCACUAGUUCAGUCGAAAUGAAAGAUAUGUCACAUCGUUUAAUUAAACUUUAUUUCACAUUUUUCACAAAUAAAUCAAAUAUUAAUUCAUCUGCCAUCACUUUAUUAAUUUUUGGUAUUAGAAAAGCUUAUUCAAUUACUAAAGAAUCUACAGUUUUUGAACCAGAACAACUUAAAUCAUUAUUUAAAUCAUGUAGAAAGAGUACAAUUAAUAAAGUUAUUCAAACUUUAUGUCUUAUUUUUGAAAUUAAACAACAUACACCAGAAAUUGCAAAUGACUUUUAUUCAAAUUUAUAUCAUACUUUAAAUAGAAUGGAGAAAUUAUCACAAUUUGAUCAAACAUCAUUUUUGAAUUUAGUAUUUAGAGCAAUUAAACAUGAUGAUAAUAUUUCAAGAUCAAUGGCAGUUUUAAAGAGAUUAAUACAAUUUUCAUUCCACCAAAUAGUUUCAUUCUCUGCUGCAACUUUAAUUUUAGUUUCAGAAUUAAUUAAAUUUAAUCCAAUUUUUGGAACAAUGAUAACUGAUAUCGAAAAAAAAUCAACUGAAGAAAAACAAGAACAAGAAGAAUCAUCAGAAUCAUUAUAUAAUCCAUUACAUCAUGAUCCAGUUCAAGCAAAUGCUCAUUUAUCAUGUCUUUGGGAGAUUACAUUAUAUUCAAUUCAUCAACAUCCAACAAUUAGUUCAAUGGCAAAUGAUCUUUUAAGAUCAAAUCCAAUUAAAUUCAAAGGUAAUCCAACUGUUUUAUUUACAUUAAGUGCUUUCCUUGAAAAAUUCGUUUUAUCAAGACAAAAGAAUAGAAAAUUAAAAAGUUCAUUAAAAGUUUCAAAAUCUAAAAUCGCUGAACAAUAUGGUAUGGAUAGUGAUAAUGAUAAUGAAGACGAAGAAGGAGAUGAUGAUAAAGAAGAUGAAUCUGAAGAAGAGGAGGAGGAAGAAGAAGAAAAACAAACUUUCACAAGACCAGAAGAACAAUUCUUAAAAACAUUUGGUGAUAUUUCAAAUGCCAGUGGUGUUAUUAAUAAAAAGAAAGGAUCAAAUGUUGUUAAAUUCGUUACUGAUAAUGAAGAAAUGGAUAAAGUUUUGGGUUAUAAAGAAGAUGAAAAUGAUUCAGAUGAAGAUUUGGAAGAUUUAGAUGCUGAAUAUAGUUAUGAAGAUUUGCAAGCUUCCGAUUUCGAUGAUGAAGAAUUUGAAUCUGAAAUUCCAAAAUCAAAAAAACCAAUUGCUCCAUCAACUAAAAAAUCAACUAAAAAUUCUCAAGAAGAUGAUGAUGAUGAUGAAGAUGAUGAAGAAUUUGAUGUUAAUGAUGAAGAAUUCGCUUCAUUAAAUAAUGAAGAAUUUUUAGAUUCCAUUCCAGAUGAUGACGAUGAUGAUGAUGAAGAUAAUGGUGAAGAUUUGGAAGAAGAUGAAGAUUUGGAAGAAGAAGACAAUGUUGAUAUUGAUGAAGAUGAAGAAGAUUUCGAUGAUGAGGAUGGUACAAAUGUCGAUACACCAGAUUUUGGUGAUGAAGAAGUUGAAGAAGAAGAAGACGAUGAUGUUCAAACUCCAGAUUUUGGUGAUGAGGAUGAUGGUGAAGAGGAUGGAGAAGGAGAAGAAGAAGAAGAUGAAGAAAAAUCAGACUUCCUUAAAUCAAUGCAAAAUAAUGAUGCUUUCAUGGAUGCUGAUGAUUUUGCUGAAAUGUUAGAAAAAUCUGGUAGUUCAAAUAGUAAAUCGUCAUACAAAAAGAAAGGUUCAAAAUCAUCUGCUGCACCACCAUCUAAAAAAUCAACUCCUUCAAAACAACCAAAGAAAUCCUCUACCUCAAAAAGAAAGAGAUUCUAA